UUUCAGUUUUAUUUCCAAAAUGGAGGGAAAUAUGUAAGCUCUCUUCGCAGCAAAUCUGGAAAUUGUGUCAUUACAUUUUUUAAUUUCUUCAGAUAUUCAUCUGUACAUGUAUUUCAAGAAUUAAAGAUAGCUAGGGUUUCGGAAAUGAAUACCCAGAAGAAAAAAGCUAAUAGGAGACUCAAAUCUGUUGGAGAAGAUUGCAUUAGUGAGUUGCCUGAUGAGAUUAUCAUCCAUAUCCUCUCUUUUUUACCAUCAACCAAAUUAUGUGUAAAGACUUCAGUUUUGUCCAAAAGAUGGCACCAUCUUUGGACCUAUGUGCCUAACAUCAUUUUGACUGAAUAUGACUUCCCAUAUGAUGAAUGUGAGCAUCACAUCAUGGAAAGAGUGGUCAACAAAGCACUAGCCCUCCACUCUUCUUCAAAGAUCAAUUAUUUCUCCAUCCAAAUUCCAGAUUCACAAGACCUGUAUGAGUCAAUUGAGUCGUGGCUUCAAUUAGCUGCGGGAAGGGCAGUUGAGUCCCUUACUUUAAAUAUUAAUGGAAGCUCUGCUCGUUAUUUGUUUCCUGAAUUCCUAUACUCUAAUUCCAAUAUCCAAAGUUUAACUACUAAGUUAUGGGAAUUUGUGCCAGAUGCGAGAAUUUCAUGGUCAGCCCUUAAAGAGUUGAGCAUACGGCAAGCAACUUUGAAUGAUGAAGUCAUUCAAAAUAUUUUGUGUGGGACUCCAGUUCUUGAGGACUUACAGUUGCACUUCUGCCACGGAAUCAAAUUGCUCGACUUAUCUUUAAAACCUAAGUUGAAAAACUUGGUCAUAAACGUUAAAGAAUCUUAUUUUGGGGAUAGAGAUUAUGAUUUUAAGCUUAAAAUUGUGGGUCCUUAUGUCGAGAUAUUAAAACUUCACUGGAGUCGGGAUAAUCUCAGGUGCAAGUUGAUGAAUAUGUCAUCUUUAGUUAAAGCUACCCUGGAUAUUGAAGUUAUAGAUGAUGAAGAUGGUGAAGAUGAUUACCAAGAGUGGUGUCCUGAUAUGGUUAAGGAGCUCGUUGAGAAUGUUCUUCCUUCUGAGCAACUACAACUAACGAAUUUCUGUACUCUGGCUCUCUCAACAUUGAGAAUGGAUGUUAUGGCGUCUCUAUCAUCAAAUUUGAAAUCUUUAAAUGUCGACUGUCGCGGUGAAGAGUAUCUCUGUGGUAUUGAACGCAUUCUUCAGUGCUCACCUAAGCUGGAGAAGUUAGUUAUAUUUUUCGACUAUGGUAGGUCCUCUAAGUCAAAAUCUGAUGGCUAUAGAAAGGGUUAUUGGACAAAUGCAGAGAAACCAAGUUGUUUGGGUUCCCAUCUCAAGACCAUCGAGGUAUCUGACUUGAUAAGAACUCGAGUUGUAGUUGAAUUUCUCCAGUUCUUACUCAUGAAUUCAAAUAUAUUAGAGAAGAUGAUCUUCCGUCACUCUGACCAUAAAUCUGGUUUGAAAUUGGCUGAGAAGUGGUCAAGCUUUCCAAGGUCUUCGCAGCAAGCAGUGUUUCCAGUAGCUACUAAAUGGUAAUACAAUAUGCAACAAUGUACCAAGGAUAUUUCAGAUUAGUUUUUAACUCAUUAUCCAUUUUUAGAUAAAAUAUGAUAAACUCCUAUGAAGGCUCAUGUACUAUUUGAUUUUUAUUUAAUUAGCCCUUCAUAAAUUUAACUUUUCA
This is a messenger RNA of Mercurialis annua (annual mercury), 1678 nucleotides long. RefSeq names its product F-box/LRR-repeat protein 25-like. The transcript is spliced from 5 exons. NCBI's taxonomy places the organism in Eukaryota, Viridiplantae, Streptophyta, Magnoliopsida, Malpighiales, Euphorbiaceae. Bases 145 to 1533 code for a protein of 462 amino acids. Gene Ontology annotation, molecular function: protein binding. The record is from RefSeq and is a predicted model, not a curated record.